Botrytis fragariae is the source of this 765-nucleotide messenger RNA. RefSeq lists its product as uncharacterized. The transcript is spliced from 2 exons. Bases 1 to 765 code for a protein of 254 amino acids. Lineage: Eukaryota; Fungi; Ascomycota; Leotiomycetes; Helotiales; Sclerotiniaceae. The record is from RefSeq and is a predicted model, not a curated record.
AUGGAGGACGGAUUCUGUAAAAAGAUUGACCUGAACCUCAAUAUUAGCAUCGAUCUUCCGGCAGAUGCCCCUGAAGGCCAUCCUCAUCUCCCCAAUGUCAAGAGACCUCGAAACGAUAUUCAUCCCGAAAAAUGUAAGGAGAUCAGAUCCACGCAAAUUGAAUUCCCGAAAGAUUUGUCUUUGAUCAAUGUCAUAGCAACUACAAUCUUCGACUGGAAACCGGCAGCACUUCAUCACCUCCUCAACCUUGAAACGAACAAUUUUAUUAUUGUGGGAAUUACUGCGGGGGCAGAGGUAUCUUAUCGUAUUUGUAAUGAUCAGAAAUGGGAGAUUAUAAGCGCCCAAAAUCACGAUACUAAGGACAGUUGCAUUUACUGGGUGCCUCUAGACCCUGUAAAGAGAUGUGCCUGCGAUGAGACCGAGAAGAGAAUGGCCCAACUUGUAUCUCAACAAUAUCUGGUCGAUGUUGUAUUCCAAAAUAUGAUUUUUCCGGUUUUGAUCUACGAGCCUGAAGCUAAGAGUACGAAGAGGCAGAAAUUGAAGGGAUUUACUACAAGCGAGCUCAUCGAUGUCUGGCGGGAGUCAAAUACUGGGAGCAGCUCUGACACUUUGAUGGAAGGAAACACAAAUGCAAGGGUUGCCGAGCUUGAAGCCCAGAUAUUGGUGCUGAAGAAAUCGAUCAAGGAACUGACUGGUCCAGCAAGAAAAAGGCGUUGGGAGGACCAAUCGGAAAGUGUUCCGCGCAUAAAUUUAGAGUGGAAAUAG